Molecule: messenger RNA, 1557 nt
Organism: Plasmodium yoelii
Lineage: Eukaryota; Apicomplexa; Aconoidasida; Haemosporida; Plasmodiidae
Product: phosphoenolpyruvate/phosphate translocator, putative
Exons: 1
Coding region: 1-1557 (518 amino acids)
Cellular component (GO): Golgi apparatus
Molecular function (GO): antiporter activity
Source: RefSeq, a predicted model, not a curated record
AUGAACAUGCUUAUAAAAAGCGUAUUAAUUGCGUUUGUUAUCAAUAUACAAAUACACAUUGCAAAAUGUUUGAAACACGAGAAAAAUACCUAUUUCUCAAACUCGCCUAUAAAUUUCCAGUUUAAUAAUAUUAAUGAAUUUAGUAAAAAUAAAAAAUUCAUCAAGACAAAUGCUCAAAAAAUACAUAAUUUGAAUAAAAUACCACUUUUUAUAAAUAAUUAUAAAACAACCUAUGAAAAAAUUAACAGAUCAAAUGAAAACAGUUCAAAUAUAAGAAACAUCCAUAAAUAUAGUGUGGAAAAAAAAAAAAUUGUAUUAAAUGCUAAGAAUAAUCAACAGAAUGAAGGAAAAUUCGUUUUGUUUAAUAAUUCAGGCAAAAAUAGUACAGGAAAUUAUGGAAAUAAAAAUUAUGAAAAAAAUAAAAAUGGUAACGAUAUAUCAAAUAAUGGAGGAAAUGUAGGAAAUGCGGAAAAUGCAGGAAAUGCAUUGGCAAAUAAUACAAAUAUUAAUAAAGAAACCAUUGGAACAACCAAAGCUGGUGUUUUAAAUAAUAUUAUAGAAGGCGGUAAAACUAUAUCCUUGUUAAGUUUAUGGUACGUGUGCAAUAUUUUUUAUAAUAUAGAAAAUAAAAAGGCUUUAAAUAUAAUCAAUUUGCCAAUUACUCUAUCUGUGUUACAAAUAUACAUAGGUUUACCACUAUUUUUAAUUCCAUGGCUUUUAAAAUUAAAAAAUAAACCAGAAUUGUUUUAUGAUGAAAAUGCAAUGAAACAAAUAAGUCAAAGUGAUCGAAAUUUUAUAAUAAAAGGAUUUCAAAGAUAUAUAUUAUUUUUAAAAAAAUAUAGUAGCAUUAUGAAACAAAGUAUAUAUCAUGGAUAUACCCAUCUAUUAUCAGUUAUUGCUAUGGGGGCUGGUGCUAUUAGUUUUGUUCACAUUGUUAAAGCUUUAGGACCAUUAUUUGCCGCCUUUUUCGCAUUUGCUUUAACAAACACUAGAAUGUCGAUUUAUACUUAUGCAUCUUUGGUCCCAAUAGUAUUGGGUGUAUCCUUAGCUUCAAUAAAAGAGUUGUCAUUUACUUAUAAAGCAUUAUAUUCAACAUUAGUAGCAAAUGUAUUUACAACACUUCGAACCAUAGAAGCCAAAGACUUAAUGAGUAAAAAUCUUGAAAAGAUAGGAAAAAAUCUCACUCCAGAAAAUAUUUUUUCACUUCUAACUAUUUUUUCAGCUAUAUUUUUAACCCCAGCAUUAUAUAUGGAUGCACAUAAAUGGAAAGAUACCUAUUAUUAUUUAAUGAAUAAUAAACAAGUUUUAAAAGUUUUUGGAAAACAUGUUUUAAUGUCAGGUGUAUGGUUUUAUUUAUAUAACCAACUAUCAUUUAUUUCAUUAAACAGAUUAAAUCAUAUUACCCAUGCAGUUGCAAGUACAGUUAAAAGAGUAUUUUUAAUAUUAACUAGCUAUUUUAUUUUCGGAACGAAAUUUUCUUUUCUUGGAGGAGUUGGUUCAGCUAUGGCUGUAAGUGGCACAUUCCUUUAUUCAAUUGCGAAGAAAAAAUUUGGCUAA